Coregonus sp. 'balchen' is the source of this 3032-nucleotide messenger RNA. The record is from the annotation of a GenBank genome assembly. Lineage: Eukaryota; Metazoa; Chordata; Actinopteri; Salmoniformes; Salmonidae.
AUGUUUGCCACAUCAGUAGAAUACCUGGGCCUCCGUGUGCCCCAGCUCCUGCAAACAUAUAAGGAGGAGUUCGGCUCACAUGGUGUCAUCGGGCUCAACCUUUUCCUGAUUCUCCUCUUGCUCCUGUUCGGGGCUAUCCAUCUGCGUAAAAACGAUGUAAGUGCGCGCCGCCAGUAGACUUUACUUCUUUAUGUAAUGGUUUUUGACGCGGGACUGUCAGCCAGGCUGUGACAAACUACUAACAAACUGUCCUACUGCCCACAAACAUGAGAACUAUAGCUGCAGUGGCGCUGUCCUUUUAGCACCGCGGAGUGACUACCACUAAACUGUCUAGCCUACCUGUUAGACGAGCGCUGUCCAGCGACCUCAGCUCUCCAUAUAAAUGCAUGCGCUAGAUCUUCAUUUGUAGAUCUACUUUCUAAUUUCGCCAUUGUUUGCCAUGCAGAAUUUAUAGAAUGUAUAUUUCAAAAUCCUUAUCUUAUACACCCAUGUAUUUUUAUUUUUCAACAGGAUGAUGUCUUCGGCGAGAUUCACCAGUAAGUUUCAUCCUUCAUAAUUCAUUGUGAAUUCAAAGGGAUCUUUCAUAGCUCUGAACUCAAUUUAAACCCAGUCUGAUAUUUUCUCUUGCAGAGAGCUGGUCAAUAUGUUCACAGAGGGAGUGCAGCUCAACUACAGAUACCUCCAACACCUGGAGGAACUGCUGGACAUGAAGAAGUUACAGAUAGACGACCUCACCUCUCAGGUGGACCUGGACUGCUGCUCUGCCUCUGAGUCGUGCUCUGACUCAUGCUACCCAAGAUCAUCUUCCAGAUCAUCUUCUAGAUCACAUUCUAGAUCUUCUAUACCCUCCAGAUCUAGUGACUGCAGCACAUGCCAAACCUGUAAGAAACGGCCUCCACCUGACAGGUUUAAAUACCUGAAAGGCUGUAGUCCAGAUAGUCAAGAUAGACCCUGCCCUCCGGUUAGUCCUAGCCCAGUGGGUAGUCCUAGCUCACAGGCCACACCCUGCCUCCAGCUACCAGGAGGUCGUGAUGAUGAGGACAGUUAUCAUGGCUCCACGUGCUCCUCCCAUAGCUCCUCCUGCAGCUCCUCUAGGUACGUGUCUCCUUCUGACUCCCCUCUGCCCCUGGAAUACCAGCCCAGCCCUCGUCAGCCUGCUGCUACUGGUUGGAGGCGAAACUGGACUCUGAUGGAGACCAAAGUGGACUCUGUGGCUAUUCCUGUGGCAGCUCCUUCUACUGUCACGUCCCCUGACGGCAAAGACAGAGCUGCUGACCUCACAGACCAUACAGACUGCUCCAAGACCACUCCAGACCGUGCAGACCAUUCCAAGACAACUCCAGACCGCUCCAAGACUCCGACUGUGAGACAGAUUCUGACGGUGAGACAGCUGUUUGAGGUAGUGCCGAGGAAAGCAGACCCACCCCUCCUGCACUGCUGGCACUGCAGACGCCUGGAACUCAACGUGACGCAGAAGGUUCUGUAAAAAUUUACUGUUAAACUGCGUCCCCAAUGGGACCCUAUUUCCUACAUAGUGAACAAUAAAGGAAAUAGGGUGCCAUUUGAGAUACAACCACUACUGUUUUUUAAAAUGUCUGGGUGAUGAGUUGUUGGUUUGGUGUUUGUCUAAAUGUACACGUUUGUGAAAAGUAACGUAUUCUCGGAAGACAAUAAAUAGAAUCUAAUCGAAUCUAUAAUCUAAGGUCGCCCGCAAUCGCUGGAGGAUUGCCGUGCUGAUGAUCUCCAUCGUUAGGUGGCUGCUCGCCGAGAGGCUGAAGGGAGGAGGCACCACCAGCUCAACCUCCCCCCCAACCAACACCACUACCACCCACUCCAACACCUCAACCACCUCUCAGGCUAAGAAAGGAUCCGAGAUCAUCAGGAAAACUGUCAACAUGCCAGCCUUCUGUCCACAGGGUGUAAACCCUCCAUUUCACUCCCAGGCUCCAUGUCAGUCUCCAGGGUCGGAGCGUAAACUCAUUAUAAUGUACGCUCAGGGCGCCAGGGUCCCCUUAAUUUCCCAGGAGGUCCGGGAGAAGCUGGAGUCUCACAUCUGCCGCAAGCAGAGCCAGCGCCUCUGGGGCUUCCCCAAGUUGGUCACCAGGUACGUGGGCGACCUCACGCCCCUGCAGCCCCCCACCUCCUGCAGCAAAGAAGACAGGAAAAUCAUGGGCAACAUGACUGACUGCCAGGCGGUGUUCUCUGGACGAGUUCUCAACACAGAGUUCAGGUUGAAGAACAAGACUACCAAGCCAGCGGGGGAGCCGAAGGCUACUGCAGCUGUAGCUGCAGCAAAGGACAUCUCACCAGCCAUCAGACCUGUGGAGAAGACUACCACCACCAGCACCAUGCUCCAGCCAGCCGAGACCCAUGCUACUAAACCACCCCAGACCAGACCCUCUCUGAACCAGCCCUCCGCUGUGAUGACCUUGACCCCGGAGGGACAAUGGCUGGAGAAGAAGGUGAGGAGUAAGUGUAUGGAGGUAAAGCUCAAACACUUCCCUGGCAUGGUGGCCCAGUCACACCACUCCACCCUUGCCUGGGCAACCAGCCAGCCCACCAGGAAGCCCACCCAGGUGGCAGAAGCCUCCACUGUUGUUCGGAAACGCCCAGCCCCACUCAGACAGAGGGAUAAGGUAUCAUUCAUGGACCAGGGGGAGAUAAGGCACCUUGCGGACAACCUGAUCAUGAAACACAUGGAGCAUCUUCAGAGGCAGGGAGUGACAACCCCUUCGACCCCCUUGGCCCACACCCAGGGAGUGACAACCGCCUCGGCCCCCUUGGCCCACACCCAGGGAGUGACAACCGCCUCGGCCCCCUUGCAAAGCUCUCACAGCCUGGCUCUAAAGACCUCGACCGGCACCGCCACUGUCUCACAUCCCCACCCUGCCCUCAUUAAACAGCUGGUGCUGGGGAGAGCAAGUGCUGGUGCUGGGGAGAGCAAGACACCGCAGGCUCCACAGCGGUACAAUGUGAAGCCUAGCUCAGCCACAGUCAAGGUGGGAAGACGCUGCAGCAUCAUCCAGCACUGA